GACAGCCAGGAUGGACAGGAGGUCUGCCUCCAGCACCCUUUAUAAGCAUGUCUCCUUCACACACCUUAGGGUCCCUGUUAACCAAAUUUCUGCCUGAAUUUUUCUGCAUCUCUACAAACCUCCAAAGGACAAACAGAAAGCUUGGCUUUAUUUGAUUUUAGUUUAGCUCCUUAAGCUGAUAAACUUCAGCUGGGUUUUCCUCUCCAGAGAAGAUCACAACAAAAGGAAAGGUUUUUUCAAACAAAUAAUUUCUGUUGGCUGCAACCACUUCACCACCAGCAGCCAUGUACAGCUCCAGCUACUCCCGGGCCAGACUGAGCCCAGAGUCCAGGCAACCCCUGUACAGGAACAAAGGAAAGAGCUGCGGCUACUACAUGAGGAUUGUUUUCUUCUUUUCAUCCCUCAUCCAGUCUCUCAUUAUCGUCAGCCUGGUGCUCUUCCUCAUCUAUGGACAGCCAGAGAAGUCUGCAGAGGAGAAACAGGUUGAGGAGCUGGAGCAGGUCUUCAACAAACUGAGCAAGAACAACAUUGAUUUGAGGAAGGAGAAAGGUGAGCUUGGAGAUCAGCUGGCUGCUCGGACAGCUGAGAAAGCUGGUCUGGAGAAAGAGAUGGCAAAACAGAAAACUGAAGCCAACAACACAGAACAUGAACUCAAGAAAAAGAUUGCAAACCUUGAAAGGUCCAUGAGUAUGAUGCGACGUCCUCCUCCUCCUCCUCCCUUCCAACCCCCUCCUCCUCCAGUCACAUUUAACAAUGAAGCAAACAUUCUGAAGAGUAUCAUCAGUCAGAAGGACACUUUGAUUGGCCUUAUUAACUCAAACUUCACUCAGAUGGUUCAGUAUCUGACGCAUGAGAGGGACAGCGCUCUCAGAGAUCAAGACGUCAACCGAGAGGAGGCCAUCAAACUGGGCAGAGAGAACAACCUCCUGAAGGAGCAGCUCACCACCUACACCAGGAAGUGCAAAGAGGAUUUCGCGCAGUCCCUGGAUGGGAUCCAGGCGGUGACCACCAAGUUUUUAAGUAAGAUCGAAAACUUGUUCCCCCACUCGUCGACGUUCCACCUCACCUGCAACAGCCAGGAGGAGCAGUUGGAGAAGAUAAAAAGCAGCUGCACCAACCUGUCCAGGGACGUGGAGAGCAAGUUCCAGAUGUAUCUGGACAAUGUGGGCAACAAGGUGGUUGAGAUUCAAGACCUGUCCAGUAAGCUGGAGGUGCACAACGCAUAUCUGACCUCCAGGCUGCAGCAGUGUGGACAAAAACACAGCACAGCGGUCACUAAGGCUGCCAAUGACUUACAGCACAAGCAAAAGGUUCAUGAUGAUCAGGUAGAGAAAUUACUGAUGGAGCAGAGACAACUGAGAGAGCAGAAUAAACUCCAGGAGGACAGACUGGUCCUGAAAGACAAAGAGAUUCAGGUUCUGCAGGGAAUGGUGGCCAACAAGGCUGGCCCACCAAACGCUGCUUCCCCGCACUCUGUGCCUCAGCAGGGGAGGCAGGCUGCAGCCAGCUGGGCUUUAGGUGGCACAACUGGCAUCAGCAAACCUCCAAUGGUUGGGUGAAAUGAGCCACCCAUCCAUCCAUCCAUCCACAACCUGUACCAUCGUUUUUCAAAGCACAGAAACCUACUGCAACUUAGACUGUGAACAUCUUUCAAUGGACGUGUAUAUAUUACUAUUAUCAAACACUUUGGCACAAUCUGUAAAUAGCCAAUGUCAUUGUAAAAAGAAAGUACACCCUUCUUCAGUUUUAGGGUUUUACGUAUCAGAACAUACUAAAAUGAUCUGUUCUUUACCAGGAUGUAAAAUUACUUCAAACUAACCUCGAAUGUACUUAGAAAUGUAACAAAAUCCUAAUUAAACAGAACUAGGGGAGAAAAUGAAAAUCUUUUUAUUAGCAGCCAGGUGCUGCUAAUUGAAACAACUGAUUAACUGAUCAUCUGCAAGAGCGACCACGUUUUUAAAGGCAGGACUUUUGCCAGGUUGCUGGUCUGGAGCAUUCAGGUGUGCGUUAACAUGAGAUAAAAAUUGAAAAUUUAAAGCAAUGACCUUAAAGAAGCAACUGUUGCUGCCCAUCAGACUAGAAGGGGCUAUGAGGACAUUUCCAAAAUAUUUUAAAUUCUUUCUUUUGCAACAAAAAAGAAGCUCCAGUUUAAUAUGUUUGAUGCACAGCACCAUUUUUAGAGAACAACAAACCGCCUAUCACCAUAAACACAUCAUACCAACUGUCAGGCAUGGAGGUGGAGGGGUAAUGAUUCAGGCUUGUAAUGCACGUUUCAGUUAUAUCAAAGUCUUCUGGAGUCAAACAUGGUGCUUUGUGUCCAGCAGCUCAGGGUGACUCCAAAUGGGUCAUGCAAACAUUCAAACAAACAACAUCUGCAAGCAGAGUGGGACAAAAUUCCUCCACAACGUUGUGAGCAGGAAAGCUGCUAAAAGUGGUUCAACAAGCUACUGGAUCAUGGGGUUCAUUUAAAUCUUUACACACAACGUUUACAUUUUUCUACAUGUUUGUUUAACAAAUACUGCAAAUCUGAAAUCUUUAGUGUUUUUGUGCACUUGAGGUUAGAUAAAUUAAUUUGUGAACCUGGUGAAAUCAUUAUUACUGUGUCCUAAUACAUAAAACCCAACAACUGUAGGAGAAUGUGUAUUUUCUCCCAUGACUGUCGCUCCUCCGUAGCAUAAAUAGAUAAUUUAAUACUUGUAACUGAGCUUAAAUCAGCUGUGAAAAGACUCUGUGUCUGUGAGAUCAGAGGAAUGUGAAAAAUCCGAGUGUGAAUAUUUUUUUUUGUGUUCACGCUCACAAACGUAAAAUAGACUGACUCAAUCUGAAGCAUUUUUGUCCACUUACUGUCUCGGUGGGAGUAAAAAUGUAACAAUAACGAGGAUACACCAGCAGCUGUUGUCUGCUUUAAGCUACAAUAGCCACAUUUAUGUUCAACUGCAACAUGCCUGCAACAGUACGGACAUCAUCAUAUCUGCAGCUAGUGGCUCUACUUCUAUUUUAGUGUUGAUGGUGAGCUUAAAAAAGGGUCAGAACUAUUAAACGCCUGUUUUAUGGCUUAUUUUAUAGUUUUAGUAGCUAUUAUAGGAACUGUUCUCUAGCUUUACAGCUUCCUUUUCCUUCCAGAAGCAAAGAGCACAUACGUUUCUGUGGCUGGAAACAGAUGCUGCUCUUUUUACGAUUAUUAGGAGUCCUUUUUGGUACACAUGAACAGGGAAGGGGAAAAUAUAGAAACCCAAUAAAAAUUAAUUUUACUCAUGUUUGGGAUCAGGUUCAAUUAUCAUUAAAAACUGUAAAUAUUGUACAGAGGAUCUAUUGACACUGCAAUGUUUUAAUUGAUUCAAAUUAUAUGUGUUUUAUUCUUAAACUGCAUUUUUCCUGCUUUAUCAUAGCGAUUUUAAAUUAAAGUGUUUUCCUUUUAGUAACACACACAUUCACACACACACACACACACACAUAUAUAUAUAUAUCUUACAUUUUUUUAAGGUUAUUAACUCUGAACGUCAUGUUUUAAUUAAAUUUUUAAGCAACUUGAUUUCUAUUCAAUAUGUGAAUAAAUAGUUUUAAUUUGAUAUGGUUGUCAAAAAAGCUUAAAGUAGAUUUUGGAAAUAAAUUUGUCCAGUUGUUGGGAAUGUGGAAAAAUGAAAUUACACUGUAUUUUACACUUAUUGUCCUGCUGCCAAACGGUAAAACUCUACUAGUUUCUAAGUAGCUAAACGAGGAGAACCGAAAAUGAACCACUGAUGCAAACCUUUAGUUUGAUAGAUCUGUAAAUAAAACUGUUUUGACUUGA
Girardinichthys multiradiatus is the source of this 3790-nucleotide messenger RNA. It is a transcript of the gene plvapb, whose product is annotated as plasmalemma vesicle associated protein b. Gene Ontology annotation, biological process: positive regulation of cellular extravasation; regulation of vascular permeability. Gene Ontology annotation, cellular component: caveola. Lineage: Eukaryota; Metazoa; Chordata; Actinopteri; Cyprinodontiformes; Goodeidae. The record is from RefSeq and is a predicted model, not a curated record. The transcript is spliced from 9 exons. The coding region runs from base 285 to 1559 and encodes 424 amino acids.